Molecule: messenger RNA, 7908 nt
Organism: Chara braunii
Lineage: Eukaryota; Viridiplantae; Streptophyta; Charophyceae; Charales; Characeae
Source: the annotation of a GenBank genome assembly
GGACAGUCCAGACCGGUCCAGACACUGGUCCAGAAGACAGUCCAGAAGUGUCCGGUGUACGGUCCAGGGUUACCAUGGUUUGUAUAUAUUAUGUAUAUAGUAUAUAUAUAUUAUGUUGCACUUGGUUGUGGAAAGCAUCGACUUUGUUGACAUCACUAGAACCGUAUAAUUUUUCAGGCCCGCUGUCGGCAGGGAUGCCACCAGUAUCCGGAUUGUGAACAUCCUCUACAUCCAGAUGCAGUAUGUCCCAUCUGUGCCUGCGGGCGCUGUAGUGAAUGUGCACUUAACUGUGAUGGUGAACGCCCCACAAUCGUCAUGGCCUGCAACAGGCAUGCCCUCUGUCGUUCAUGCUUCAGAGGGCGUCGACAUACCAGACUUGAAGGACGUAAUCACAUGGGAGGAACUAACACGGCUGUGGAAGAAGCGGUUCAUCGUCGACGACGCGCCGACACUCGCCAUCAACCGUUUGUUCACCAUGUCACAGGGCAACACAGCAACACGGGACUGGCUCACGGAGUGGCAGAAGAUUGCGGCUGUGCCCAAUCUGAACCUACCAUUCGAGCAUCUACGCCGUGAGUUCUACAACAGGUCCUGUGCGGCAUUGAGUCAGGCUCUUGGUGAUCGCGAGCAGUACUCAACCUUCGCGGAGAUCAUUGACAAAGCAAGGGAGAUCAUCAAGACCAAGAGGUCAGCUGCACACGAGAAAUCAACAUGGCAGCCGACCUAUGUGGAGAAGGCACGAACUGGUCCGCGACAGCAGCACUUCACUGCAGUCCAGCAGGACAGUGGAGAUAACCCAGCAGCCACUCCAGUAUCAAGUGACGGAGAUCAGGUGGCCGCUGACCAGCCGCGAAGCACCUACAAGUUCCGUAACAAUGGGAAGGCGAAAUCCGCAUCGCAGGCCGGAAAUGGACAGCCAGGACAGUUUCCAUGGGUCAAGUUUGGCUUGACCGAGGCGGGGUACAAGGUCCGCGGCCGCUACGGCAGCUGCUAUUGGUGCAACAGCACCAAGCACAAGACCUCCCUGUGCCAAGAUCAGGGCAAGGAGGAUGUGCGACCCCGCCUCAGAGCUCGACCCAUUGACGUUCACGGUGCCUUCUCCUCAUCCUUCGAUCAGCUGCCACGUGGUAUCCGCCGCAAGCAUGCGAGCUUCCAUCAUCAGAGACGACAUCGAGGAGAUGGGGUGUGUUUUCUCCACGCCCUCCCGCCACAUGACGCUUCAUCGACGGACUCACCUUCGGAUCCACGCAUCACCAAACUUCUCGACGCCUACGGCGACGUGUUCGAAGACCCGCAUGGAGUAGUACCGGAUCGACCCAUCCGCCACGAGAUCAUCCUCGAGGACGGGGCCGUACCUCCGCGCCAUUGCAUCUAUCGAAUGAGCGAGGAAGAGUUAAGUGUGCUUCGGGCACAACUCGACGACCUUCUAGAGAAAGGCUGGAUUCGGCCUAGCUCAUUGCCAUACGGUGCUCCUGUUCUCUUCGUCCAAAAGAAGAACAAGGACUUGCAGUUGUGCAUCGAUUAUCACAAGCUCAACGCGCAGACGAUCAGGAACGCCGGCCCUCUCCCACGCAUCGACGACCUUCUCGAGCGAUUGGGCGGCGCCCAGUACUUCUCUAAGUUGGAUCUCAAGUCAGGGUACCACCAACUCGAGAUUCGCAAGAAGGAUCGCUACAAGACCGCGUUCAAGACUCGGUAUGGGCAUUUCGAAUGGCUGGUCAUGCCAUUUGGCCUUACGAAUGCCCCAGCCACUUUCCAAGCGGCUAUGACGAUGGAGUUCCGCCACAUGCUGGAUCGUUUCGUACUUAUAUACCUCGACGACAUUCUGGUUUACAGCCGGAGUCUGGACGAGCAUGAGGAACACCUGCGCACCAUUUUGGAGCGGCUACGACAGGCCAAGUACAAAGCAAACCACGACAAGUGCGAGUUCGCACAGCAGGAGCUGGAGUACUUGGGACACUGUGACGCCGCAAGGCAUCCGUCCGCUUGCGGAGAAGAUCGAGGCCAUCCGCGUACAACUGACAAUUGGAGGCAGACACGACGGGAUACCGCUAGGAUACCUGUUGUGUUCCAGGUUCUACUACCAGGAGACGAGAGAAGGCUUAGGGCUGAGACAAGGGCCCACAAUCUACAGAUUGCGAGAGCAGCAGCAGCAGCGGCUGAACGUGCGUUAGCAGCAGCAGCAGGUAGCGCUGUAGCUAUGGCUACCACGACAGCAACUUCUGCUGCAAACUUAACUGCUCAAGGGCUGGGCAUGCCGUCUAGUUCACAGUUCAUCUCCAGUAUGUCAGGAGGUGGCACUAGUCAGAUGGCGGGCUCGCAGUUCGGCUCGCCUUCUCCACGCACCCAGGAGCAGAUGGAGCUCCAGCAAGUCGAGAGGAUCUGCUUAAGGCUAGAGGAGGAACUCAGACAGGCUACUAAGAGAGAGAAAGAAAUUAGAGACAGAAGUGUCAUUCUAGAGGGUAGGGAGGCAGACAAGGUUGCGCUAGAGGGGUUAGAUGACUCAACCCUUAACGGAGACAAGAAGGAUGAGGCUCUCGACACGUGGUUGAGAACGGUGCCAGUCUGGAUGAGCGCAAAGAGGACAUUGGUAGAGGAGGAAGUGAUUACUGCUGCAUCCUAUUUAGAGGGUUUAGCAACUCGCUGGCUAAAUAUUGGUAGCUUCAAAGGGUUCGGCAGGAACAUGGGUGACAGGGUGCAGUCCCACACCCUAAAAAGCUUUAUGGAUUUAGUGGAAGCACGGUGGCACAAUCCUCAGCAGGCAGAGAUUGCCAUUGAUGGAUUAUUAAAGCUUGAUGCUAGGAAGACGAUCACAUCUCCCUUGAUUGAUCUAACUCGAUUUGACACCCCAUGGGACUGGACCGACGAGUGUGAGGCAGCUUUCAAACGGUUGAAGCAUACUCUUACGCACCAUGAGGUUCUCAUGGUACCCGACCCGCAAAGGCCAUUUGUUGUAACCACUGACGCAAGCCAAUACGGCAUUGGCGCAGUGCUGGCUCAGCAGGACGGGAAAAAGUUGAGACCCGUCGAGUACUUGAGCAAAAAGAUGCCAUCAAAGAAGUUGGCAAAGUCAACCUACGAGAGGGAACUCUAUGCUGUCUACAAGGCACUUGUCCACUGGAGGCACUAUGUGUUAGGAAGGUUCUUCUAUUUGAGAAGUGACCAUCAGACCCUCAAGUGGAUCAAGACACAACCGGUUCUCUUUGAUGCACUCAAACGCUCGAUUGAAGUCAUAGAUCAGUAUGACUUCAAACUAGACUAUGUGAAGGGAGAGUACAACGCUGAUGCGUUGUCUAGAAGGGCAAAUUACCUGGGUGCGGUGAUUUUCGAGUUUGGCCUAUUUGAGGACGUGACUCGAUCUAUGGAGGAAGCCUACAAGGAAGAUCCCAUCACGAUGGACAUCAUCACCAAACUUCAGGCUAAAGACAAGGCCACCACUGAUGAGUUUGUGAUGGUGGAUGGGUUGCUCUUCCUUGAGAAGGCAGGGUUUAAGAGAUCAGUUGUUCCAUCUAGGGAAGAUUUGCGUAGUUUGUUUUUAGGAGAAUGCCAUGACGCAACGGGACAUUUCGGCUAUAAGAAGACUUGUGCUAACUUAGUGCAGCGAUUUUGGUGGCCUUACAUGCUGGACGAUGCAAAGAAGUACGUAAAGACCUGUAAGGUCUGUCAGCAAGACGAGCCGCGGACUCAAGCUCCACUUGGGUUACUCGAGCCUCUACCCAUUCCUGCUGGCCCAAGGCAGAGUAUCUCUGUGGACUUCAUGGAUACUCUCGUGACCAGCAGGAAUGGCAAGAGGCACAUCUUCGUCAUAGUGGAUAGGUUCACUAAGUACGCUAGACUAAUCGCCAUGCCAGAAACUGCCAGGAUUGAGCACGUCAUCAAGUUGUUCAUGGACAACUGGGUGCGUGACUAUGGAUUUCCAAAAACGAUCAUCAGUGAUAGAGCUCAAUGGUAUGCGUUCACAUAUUGCUUGAUCGAUGAAGUUCUCUCAUGGGGACAUCUGCCACCACCAUCAGAGCACUAUGGCCUCGAAUGGAAGGAGACCACAAUGCCUGAUGGCUCUUGCACAUUCUUGGGUGCACGCCUCCAGUGUCGCCUAGAGGUUGGGCUAGUGCUGGUCCGUGGUUGGGACUGUGCGACAGUGGAGGCAGCUCUAAAAGAGGCACAACUACAGAAGGCGUUAGGAGAUAUAAAAGCGGAGAAAGAUAGAAUGAUUAGAAGAAGAGCCAAGAUGCAACGUGGACAAGCGGACGUUAGUGAGUUAGAGGAGAUGGACCUGGCGAACGUGACUGAUGACGUGAGACUCGUGCGGUCUGUGCUUCUGAAUGUAGUUGAGAUGCAGGACCAUCAGACAACCAUCCUCCAGGACAUCCAGCAAAUUCUGGCCCUGUUGGUUGGGCGAACGCAGGUAACGUUGCCAAUGUCCGGGCCUGGUGCCGGGCCCGUUGUACAUCCUUCUCCUUACGUCCCACCGGUGACUGGUGUAUCUCCAUAUGUAGCCCCGUCAUCGGUAGCGAUCGUUUCCCUUGGCAUGCCACUGUCAGGAGGGGUAUUAGUAGGGACCAGUUUGCAGGUUCCUGUUCAGAUUGUGUUCACCCAAACUACGUUGCAGGUUGCGGUCACCACGGAGCCUGCUGUCUCGCAGCCUGUGCAGCCGCAUGGCACACAGCCUCAGCAGCUAGCACAGCAACCUGUGUCACAGGGUCAACAGCCCGCCGUGAUGCAAGGACCGGGACAAACACAAUGGGUUCCAAAGACGGUCAUCGCCGCUCCAAAACCCUUCACAGGGGACAAGACAGGCGAAGAACUCGACACAUGGUUGAGGGAUGUCCGAUUUACCAGCGAGUUGUGGAAGGCCGCUGCUGCAGAGCAGGGAACUCAGUUGCAAAUGACUUCUGGGAAUCACCCAGAGGCCAAUGGACAGGCCGAGGAACUGAAGCGUGCUGUACAACACCUGUUGAGGCACUACAUCAAGCCCAACCAGGUGGACUGGGAUGAGAAGCUUGCCCUCAUCGCCAGCUUGUACAACAACGUUGUACACAGCGCCACAGGGGUGAGCCCAAACAGCUUACUGCUAACAUUUAAGCCUAGACUGUCCCUAGACUUUCUUCUCCCUGAGAAUCAAUCCACUGCUGCACCAGGCACCUUAGAAUUUGCUUACUGCUAUGAACAGAAGAUUCAGCAGGCUGUAGAGCAGAUGCAGAAGGCGCAGGCUGCAAUGAUAGAGUCUGAAAAUAGACAACGCCGGCCUUCUACAUUUCAGGUUGGGGAUAGGGUCUGGGUUAAGUCUUCAGAACUGGGACAGGAGCAUGGGAUCUCCCGCAAACUCAUGCUCCAGUACUUUGGACCCUGGGAAGUCUUGGACAUCGUUGGGACAGAUCCGGAUGGGCCAUCUUAUGUUAUGCCGAUCCCUGGUCAUCUCCGUACUUACCCUGUCUUUCACGCCUCCAAGCUGGCACCUUUCGAAGAGACUGAUCAGUUUCCUUCUCGCCGCUCAAUGCUGCCCCCAACCAUGGAUGGAGAAGUGGACAUCGAUGACAUCGUGGAUGACAGGGAGCUGCCAGCUCAGAGACCUGCAGGAAAGUCCUCCGAACCCGAAGAUGCAGUACCGCGUUCGGAGUAUACCGUGCGAACGAGCGCAAACCUGAAGAAUUACUUUGUUGGGAACUUCCGGCAGGGUCUGCCUGGAUUGUCCAGGAAGACGGAUGUGAAAUGGUCCAUGUGGCGAGAAGGAGCGCAGGGGAGACAGCUCACAGAUGCUGCCAGAGAAAGGUACAAAUCGAAGCCCUGGAUUCUGGAGGAUAGUGCAAAGAAACAUCAAUAUCAAGGGGUGCCAGAGUCGCAACAUUCAAGUUAUUUCAUUUUUAUCAGGAGGGACAAGGAUUUCAUUGCCCUUCCAAUGGCUUCCUGGUACAACUUCCGUCCCAUGCAGACUUACAGAAUGCUCACUUUGGAGGAGGCAGAGCAACAAAUGGCAAAUAGAAGGAAGGCGUUCCAGAAGAUCAUGAUGAAGCCAUUAGAUGCAAGUGGAGGAGAUGGUGAUGCAUUAGCUGGAUCUGGAGUAGGUGGGAGGAGAUUCAAAGGUGAAAGCGAUGAUGAUGGUUCACCUCGUGGAGAUGGUGACAGCGACGAUGAUGAAGCAAGGAGAAAAGAGAAGUUUGGUGCCAAACGGGGGAACAAGGACGAAAAGGGCGACGAUGGUGAAGAUGCAGCAGAUGACCCUGAAAUUGACCUGGAUGAUGACGAGCCUGAAAAAGGUGAUGAUUGGGAGCACGAGGAGACGUUCACAGAUGAUGAUGAUGCGCCUGGAAAUGAGCCAGAGGAGAAGGAAGAGGAGAGACCACCGACACCACCCCCUGAAAUCAAGGAGUCUGUACAGGGUCAAGAAGAGGCAGACCAAAAGGAGGCCAGACGGAAACUUCUCAUUGCAAACAUAGAAAAGAUCAAGGUGAGUGGAUCUUCCAGUCGGUACAGUAAGGACAUGGCUGAGUUCAUGCUGUUGCAGGAUGAUAUCAAGUGGUCCUACUUUCCUAACUGGGAUGAGAAGAUUACCAGUUUGGAGAACAGCCAUUUUGAGCUUGCUAGAAAGCUCGAUGACAUUUCCUCCAAAUUCGACCAUCUUUUUACACAUCUGCAGAUCUCUACACCUCUUGGGAGCCGUAAGGGAAGCCCCAAGAGGAUCCUACAACUCGAACGUACAUCCCCAGCCUCUACACCCGAAUCAACAACCGCCUCACAACGUUCAGGUCCAUUUUAUUUGCAGUGGCCCAAGCUGACACCUCCACCCAUAUUCUCUACAGAGUACCCCAAGGUGGAUGUUGCAGAUGUUGCAGAUUGGGUUACUGCACAGAGAACCUACCUGAGUGGGUUCAAAUGUGACGAAGAUGUGAAGUCUAUUGAACGAAGCCUGGCUAUGGCGCGUAGCAAUGGCCUUUUUGGCUAUAGGCCAGGCCAUUUGAGGUUCUAUUGGAGCUGGGAGUCUAUGCGCGAAGAGGGGGCUACAGUGGAUGCCUGCCUGGGCCUCAGUAAAAGUGACGGGCUGGCAAGACUAAAGAUAAACGUCUACGAAGGGAAAGAACAGGAGAUGAGGGAGGAUGAGAAAGUGCAGGGGGUAGUCAUCGAGGCUCGCAAUCAAGCCGAGCGGAGGUGCAGGAGGGAUGGAGUGACUGUGGCCUUGGAGAUUACGGUCACUUACCACGAGGAAGAUAACUCCACGAGCACGACUGAGCGGGAGCAGCAGGAGCUGGACCGGGACUUAGAGGCCGAGUCCGAAGCCAGUGACGCGCAGACGCGGUCUUGGCACGGGAUGGAACUGUGGAGUGUCGGCCGAGAAAGUGAGGAGGAGGAGCAGGAAGGAGAGGGACUCAGCAAAUCCGGUAAGGAGCUGAAGAAGCUGCUUGGCAAGUCUGUUUUCAGCGAGGACGGAGUGGAGGAGCAGGCUGUGCCACAGGAGGAAGAAGAUGAUGAUGAAGAUGUGGAUUUGGACAAGGAAGAUGAGUUCUCACCAGUAUUUUGCAUUCGCAAGAAGGAUGUGAAGGAAGAGGCAGGCGAUGGGGAGGGUGCUGCCACUGGAAGGGCAGGUGGUGGUGGGGCAGGAGCAGCAGCAUCUGGAGCUGGUGGAGGUGGUCGAGGCGGAGGAAAGAAACGGAAAGGACCAGAAAAGGGUGGUGAUGCUGCUGGAGCAGCGUCCACUGGGCCAGCAAAGAAGGCCAAGUCAGAGACUGGAACAAACCGAGAGCUUUCGUUCAAGUUUGGCUGGCAAUGGAAACUUUCCAUUCCCACAAUUGCUUGGGCAGUGGUUCGAAGGGUCGGUGCGAGUAAAGUCAAUCACUUUUCUCAGGAGUAUUGCUAACUCCGGGUGAUGUGGUGAGUCCUUUUCCAUCAGUGAAAUGGGCAUCGUGGCCAGACAGU